Messenger RNA from Rana temporaria (common frog), 1216 nucleotides. It is a transcript of the gene ESX1, whose product is annotated as ESX homeobox 1. The coding region runs from base 32 to 1054 and encodes 340 amino acids. NCBI's taxonomy places the organism in Eukaryota, Metazoa, Chordata, Amphibia, Anura, Ranidae. Gene Ontology annotation, biological process: regulation of transcription by RNA polymerase II. Gene Ontology annotation, molecular function: RNA polymerase II transcription regulatory region sequence-specific DNA binding; DNA-binding transcription factor activity, RNA polymerase II-specific. The transcript is spliced from 5 exons. The record is from RefSeq and is a predicted model, not a curated record.
UCAACAUCACAUAGAAUUUUACAGAGACAAAAUGCAGACUCCAGCACCCUCUCCUCUGGACAGCUCCAAAGAGACUGCCUGCCCUGCACAGCCUCCUGCCCAGCUGCUGACCUCUUACUUCAUUGACAGCAUUCUAGGAGUAUCCCAAAGUUCAGGAGACAAGAAGAGACCCCCUGAGGACCACUCAACUUCACCACCAAAUGCUGGUAAAAAAGCUAUUGUAUCCUCCCCUGUGAUCGUAUACAACCUUGGUCCCCAUGUCAAAGUCAAGGAAAAGGAAAUAACAUCAACUGAACCGGCCAAUGGGGACAACAGGGCCACAUAUGUGCCAAAGAAUAGUAAAGACAUUGAUAGCAAAGAGCAAGCUGAAAACCAGCAGAACAUUGAGGUUGAAUCUGUAGUCAUAGGAAAAAGGAAGCAGCGCCGCUACCGCACUACCUUCAGUAACUAUCAGCUGGAAGAGUUGGAGAGGGCCUUCAUGAAAUCCCAUUACCCAGAUGUGUUUACCAGAGAGGACCUUGCAAUGCGGCUGGACCUAACUGAAGCAAGAGUGCAGGUUUGGUUUCAAAAUCGAAGAGCAAAAUGGAGAAAACGUGAGAAAACAGAACUAUUAGGUGCGAGCCCUGCCUUCCAUGUCAGACAUCCUAUGGGGCUGUAUCUUGAUUUUCCUUUAACCCCCAGUCCUCUUAUAGACCCUAUUUGGAGGACACUACCUCUUUCAACAGUGACAGCACCAUCUGUUUCACCUCCAUCCAGCACAGCAGGCCUAGGCUCACUCGGCCCUAUGUCCUGGACAUCACUUUUCAGACACCCUGUUCUCAAUCCUUACUUUGGAAGGUUCCUUGGUGUUCUAAACCCAUUGCUCAGCACAUCUUCCCUGCUUAUAAAAAACCCAUCUGCUGCUUCUGGACCUGAGCUGCCGAUCUUUAGUGAUCCAUCGACCAGCGACUGGAAAUCACAGUCUAGUGUUGGAUCUUUGAGACUCAUAUCUAAUGAGCAGUCUGAACAAGUACCCACAGUAGGCAUCAUGCCCAGUUUUCCCAGUGGCAACUGAAACUUAUGGAAAUAGCUGCCAAAGUGCCUAUAUCAGAGUUUUGAUCUGAAUUCCUGAAGAUAAUGCACACAAAAUACACUAAAUCAGUAAGCCACUUUAUAGACAUCUAGGCCCGGAUUCAGAUACAUCGGCGCAUAUUUUUGCCGUAACAUAGAGAGGCAA